AUGUAUCUGGUCCUGCACUCUCAGACCCGGCAGGGCCCUCUGCCGGCUCGGUCCUACCGUCGUGCCCGCAUCCAGCCCACCACACAGCGUGCGGCUCUGUCUGGGAGCAUCCCGCGUCCCGUCACACCUCCACCUCCUACUGCAGACGUGGCCGUCCCCCACGGGCUUUCCCCAGAGUUCAAGCCUUUGCGUCUGGAUGCCUGCUGGCUGGCUCCUCCGUUCGGGCUCUCAGUCAGCACCUCCCGCCUCCCCUCGGCCCCCUGGCCCGUCUGGCUCGCGGCCAUCCCCACUCAGCCGUCCCCCGAGGGCACAGUCUCAACUGCUGGGCAUCGGGGCGUCUGCCCUUCAUCUGCUACAUCCGCAGUAAUUCCACAGCUUAGCAGUUCAGGAGACGCUGGCACGCCUGAAGCCAUGGCCCCCGUCAUUGUGGUCCCCCCGAGCAACAGGAGUGUGGUGGCCGGGUCCAGCGAGACCACCUUGGAGUGCAUCGCCAACGCCAGGCCCGUCGAGGAGCUGAGUGUGACCUGGAAGAGAAAUGGGGUGAGGGUCACCAGUGGGCUCCACGGCUUCGGGAGGCGCCUCACCAUCAGCAACCCGACCUCCUCGGACACCGGAGUGUACGUCUGUGAGGCGGCCCUGCCAGGCAGCGCUUUCGAGCCCGCCAGAGCCAAAGCCUUCCUUUCUAUCAUAGAGCCACCGUAUUUUACUGCGGAACCUGAGAGUCGGAUAUUAGCGGAAGUGGAAGAAAACGUGGACAUCGUGUGUGAGGCCAUGGGGGUCCCUCCUCCCACCCUCCAGUGGUUCAAGGAUGCCGUCUCCAUCAACAAGCUCCGGAACCCUCGGUACCAACUGCUAGCUGGUGGAGGCCUACGUGUCCGGCAGCUGCGUCCAGAGGACUCGGGGAUCUUCCAGUGCCUGGCCAGCAACGCGGGCGGGGAGGUCCAGACCCACACCUACCUGGACGUCACCAAUGUGGCCCCAGCCUUCACCCAGCUCCCAGUGGACACCACGGUGACCGACGGGAUGACAGCCGUGCUCAGGUGUGAGGUGUCCGGGGCUCCCAGGCCGGCCAUCGUGUGGAGGAGAGGAAACCACGUUCUGGCCAGCGGCUCUGUGCGGAUCCCCAGGUUCAUGCUCCUGGAGUCUGGGGGUCUGCAGAUCGCCCCGGUCUUCAUCCAGGAUGCUGGCAACUACACCUGCCACGCCGCCAACUCAGAGGGCUCCCUGAAUGCAUCCGCCACGCUCACUGUGUGGAACCGAACAUCCAUCGUGACCCCUCCGGAGGACCUCGUGGUGAUCAAGGGGACCAUGGCCACGCUGCGCUGCGGAGCCACCCACGACCCACGCAUCUCUCUCCGCUACGUGUGGAAGAAGGACAACGUGGUCAUCGCCCCAUCCAGCAGCUCGAGGGUCGUGGUGGAGAAAGACGGGUCCCUCCUCAUCAGCCAGACGUGGUCGGGCGACAUCGGGGACUACACGUGUGGGGUGGUCUCCGAGGGUGGGAACGACUCCAGGACAGCGCGCCUGGAGGUGAUUGAGCUGCCUCAUUCACCCCAGAACCUCGUGGCCACCCUGAGCCCUGCCCACAGCCACGCCGUGGUGCUCUCCUGGGUCCGGCCCUUCGACGGGAACAGCCCUGUUCUUCACUACAUCGUGGAGCUGUCCGAGAACAACUCUCCCUGGAAAGUGCACCUGUCAGACGUCGGCCCCGAGAUGACGGGCGUCACGGUGCGCGGCCUGACCCCGGCUCGCACCUACCAGUUCCGAGUGUGCGCCGUGAACCAGGUGGGCAAGGGCCAGUACAGCGCGGAGACGAGCAGACUGAUGCUCCCCGAGGAGCCACCCAGCGCUCCCCCGAAAAACAUAGUGGCCAGUGGGCGCACCAAUCAGUCCAUCAUGGUCCAGUGGCAGCCGCCCCCAGAGACGGAGCACAACGGAGUGCUCCGUGGAUACAUCCUCAGGUACCGCCUGGCCGGCCUGCCCGGGGAGUACCAGCAGCGGAACAUCAGCGGCCCCGAGCUCAGCUACUGCCUGGUGACCGAGCUCAUCGUCUGGACCCAGUACGAGAUACAGGUGGCUGCCUACAACGGAGCCGGCCUGGGCGUCUUCAGCAGGGCCGUGACUGAGUACACCCUGCAAGGAGUGCCGACUGCGCCCCCGCAGAACGUGCAGGUGGAAGCCGUGAACUCCACGACCAUCCAGUUCCUGUGGAACCCUCCGCCUCAGCAGUUCAUCAACGGCAUCAACCAGGGAUACAAGCUUCUGGCUUGGCCGGACGAUGUCCCCGAAGCUGUCACUGUCGUCACCAUCGCUCCAGAUUUCCACGGAGUCCACCAUGGGUACAUCACCAACCUGAAGAAGUUUACAGCUUACUUCACAUCAGUUCUGUGCUUCACCACCCCCGGGGACGGGCCCCCGAGCACGCCACAGCUCAUAUGGACGCAUGAAGACAAACCAGGAGCUGUGGGCCACCUGAGUUUCACGGAGAUUCUAGACACAUCUCUCAAGGUCAGCUGGCAGGAGCCCCUGGAGAAAAAUGGCAUCAUUACAGGCUAUCAGGUCUCCUGGGAGGUGUACGGGCAGAGCGCCUCGCGGCUCACACUCACCCUCAACAGCUCGACGCUCGAGUACAAGAUCCAGGGGCUGUCCUCCCUUACCACCUACACCAUCGACGUGGCGGCCGUCACCGCCGCGGGCGCCGGCAUGCCCACCUCGUCCACCAUCUCUUCCGGGGUGCCCCCAGAACUUCCCGGUGCCCCAUCCAAUCUGGUCAUUUCCAACAUCAGCCCUCGCUCGGCCACGCUCCAGUUCCGACCGGGGUAUGACGGGAAGACGGCCAUCUCCAGGUGGAUUGUGCAGGGACAGGUUGGGACCAUCGGGGACGAGGAGGAGUGGGUCACCCUCUGCGAGGAGGAGAACGAGCCGGACGCCCAGACGCUGGAGAUCCCGGACCUCACGCCCUACACUCACUACCGGUUCCGAAUGAGGCAGGUGAACGUCGUCGGCGCCGGGCCCUUCAGUCAGUCCUCACGGGUCAUCCAGACGCUGCAGGCGCCCCCAGACGUGGCCCCCACCAGCAUCACCGUCCGCACUGCCAGUGAGACCAGCCUGCGGCUCCGCUGGGUGCCACUGCCGGACUCGCGGUACAACGGGAACCCCGAGUCCGUGGGCUACAGGAUUAAGUACUGGCGCCCGGACCUGCCCUCUGUGGUGCUGGCCCAAGUCAUCAGUGACCGGCUGGAGCGGGAGUUCACGGUCGAGGGGCUGGAGGAGUGGACGGAGUACGAGCUGCAGAUGCAGGCCUUCAACGCCAUCGGCGCCGGGCCCUGGAGUGCGGCCGUGCGGGGCCGGACCCGGGAGUCGGUUCCUUCAGCCGCCCCUGAAAACGUGUCAGCCGAGGCCGUCAGCUCCACCCAGAUCUUACUGACGUGGGCCUCGGUCCCCGAACCGGACCAGAACGGGCUCAUCCUGGGCUACAAGAUCCUGUUCCGGGCCAAAGACCUGGACCCCGAGCCCCGGAGCCGCGUGGUGCGCGGGAACCACACGCAGUCGGCGCUGCUGGCGGGCCUGGGCAAGUUCGUGCUCUACGAGCUCCAGGUGCUGGCCUUCACCCGCAUUGGGAACGGGGUCCCCAGCGCGCCCCCCAUCCUGGAACGCACCAAAGACGACGCCCCAGGCCCGCCCGUGAGGCUCGUGUUCCCGGAGGUGAGGCUCACGUCUGUGCGGAUCGUGUGGCAGCCUCCAGAGGAGCCCAACGGCAUUAUUCUAGGCUACCAGAUCGCCUACCGCCUGGCCAGCAGCAGCCCCAACACCUUCACCACCGUGGAGGUCGGUGCCACAGUAAGGCAGUUCACGGCCACCGAGCUGGCCCCAGAGUCCGCGUACAUCUUCCGGCUGUCGGCCAAGACCAGGCAGGGCUGGGGGGAGCCGCUGGAGGCCACGGUCAUCACCACCGAGAAGAGAGAGCGGCCCGCGCCCCCCAGGGAACUCCAGGUGCCCCAGGCCGACGUGACGGCGCGCAGCCUGUGUCUGCGGUGGGUGCCCGGCAGCGACGGUGCCUCCCCGAUCCGGUACUUCACGGUGCAGCUGCGUGAGCUCCCCGGGGGCCAGUGGCAGACCUACUCCUCGUCCAUCAGCCACGAGGCCACGGCCUAUGUUGUCGAAAGGCUGAGGCCCUUCACGUCCUACAAGCUGCGUCUGAAGGCCACCAAUGACAUUGGGGACAGCGACUUCAGCGCUGAGACGGAGGCAGUGACCACGCUGCAGGAUGUCCCCGGGGAGCCCCCACGCUCCGUGUCCGUGACGCCACGCACCACCUCGUCUAUUCUGAUCCAGUGGCAGCCCCCGAGGGACGAGAGCCUGAACGGCCUCCUGCGGGGUUACCGGAUCUACUACCGCGAGCUGGAGUACGAGGCGGCCCCCGUCACCGAGUCCAAGACGCUCAAGACGCCCUCCGCUCUGCGGGCCGAGCUCACGGCCCAGAGCAGCUUCAAGACCGUCAACAGCAGCUCCACCGAGACGACCUACGAGUUAACACAUCUGAAGAAAUACCGGCGCUACGAAGUGGUCCUGACGGCCUAUAACGUCAUUGGCGAGGGCCCGGCCAGCGCGCCUGUGGAGGUCUUCGUCGGCGAGGCCGGAGUGCGGGACCCUGGGUGCGGGAAGGGGGAUGUCUGUCACCUGCUGUCUCUGGCCGGACCUGAGCACUGGCCCCGGCCCCAAGUCAGCCUGACUGUAACAGCCGCUCCCCCAUCUCUGAAAGCCGUACAGAUCCAUGUUAGUCCCCCUUUCAGGCAAGCGUCCAGCCUGGGGGCAGGGAGCACGUUCUCCAGCCAAGUGGCCACCGCCCGCCUCCCCCAGCCCUGGCUUCUCCCCCGACAGACGCCCCUCAGCCAUCGGCAGGCCCGCUUGGGCAGGAGACCCGGGAGCACUGGGGCUGUAGCAGCCAGCCGGACGGCCGUGGACGGCUGCCCACCUCCAGGCUCAUGUCCUGGGUCUGUGGUUGUCCUGGGUCAUUUUAUGACGCCCCUCAGCCAUCGGCAGGCCCGCUCCCCCAGCCCCCGUCGGCCUCUGACUUGCUUCCCAUCUGUGGCUUCGCUGCUCCGGGUGCUCCAUGGACACGGGCCGGAGCCGCGUUUGUCCCCUUUACCCGGCUUCCGUCUCCCGGCGUGUCUCCCCGGCUCACCCGAGCUGCAGCAGGCGGCAGACUCGGUUCCUUCUCGUGGGGAGGACUCUCCUCUGGGUGCAGACUGCAUGUUUGCUGUCAGCCCAUCGGUGGACGUCUGGGGUGUCUCCCCCUCUUGGAGAACGUCCUGGAAGGAGGACGCCAUGCUUUCAGCACUGCUGCCCCGUACCUGUGGCCGUCCAUUCGCUGCCUCUCGCAACCCAGGGGCCCUUGUGACCCUGCUGACUCCAGCCCAGCACGCCCCCGCCCAGGCCCCGCAGCGCGUGCAGGUGAACCCGCUCACUGCCAGCCAGCUGGAGGUUUCGUGGGAGCCGCCGCCACCUGAGAGCCAGAACGGGAACAUCCAGGGCUACAAGGCAAGCCCCUCGCGUGGCGGUCUUCCCUCCCCGCCACCUGUGGACGAGGGCCAGUGGCCUGGACACCCCCCAGCUCACGGCCACCCCCAGCUCUCGCCACCCUCUGCGUCCUGCGCCAGAACACAGCAGCCCUCACCCACAGAGCAUGUGGGGCCCCUGGCACCUCAGCCGCAGAGCCCCCCGAAGCAGCUGGCCUGGGCUGCCCUGCCGGGGCUCACGCUGCCCAUGGCCUCCUCUCCUCACCCAAGUCCCCUGUGGCCUGGGGGGCUUUGUGAGGCUGGCCAGGACUCCCAAAAGAAAGGCUGCUGGGCCUGGGGUCCCGGGAGCUCCGAGGGGCUCCGUGAGAUCCAGAGGGUCAAAGUCCAGCAAAAUGACUACAGCCGGAUUGUAAGGGCCGCGCCCUUGGGGCCUGGCCGGCGGUUCCUGCAAGGCCGGGAAGGGGCCAUCGUGGACUCUGAGCGGGAAGCAGGCGGGCGGAGCUGUGGGGCUGAGACUCCCGGGACCCCCAGCUUUUUGACGUUCUCGGAAAUAACCUCCACCACGCUGAAUGUCUCGUGGGGCGAGCCCGCGGCGGCCAACGGCGUCCUGCAGGGCUACCGAGUGGUGUACGAGCCGCUCGCGCCGGUCCAAGGGGUCAGCAAAGUGGUGACCGUGGACGUGAAGGGGAACUGGCCCCGCUGGCUGAAGGUGCGGGACCUCACCAAGGGCGUCACCUACUUCUUCCGCGUGCAGGCGCGGACCAUCGCCUACGGGCCCGAGCUGCAGGCCAACGUCACGGCUGGGCCGGCCGAGGGGUCCCCAGGCUCCCCUCGAGAUGUCUCGGUCACCAAAUCCACCUCUGAGCUGACCCUGCAGUGGACGGAGGGCAGGCCGGGCAGGACACCCACCACGGGCUACGUCAUCGAGGCCAGACCCUCAGACGAAGGCCUGUGGGACAUGUUUGCCAAGGACAUUCCGCGGGGCGCCACGUCCUACACCGUCAGCCUGGACCAGCUCAGGCAAGGAGUGACCUACGAGUUCCGUGUGGUGGCCGUGAACCAGGCGGGCUACGGGGAGCCCAGCAGCCCCUCCGCCACUGUGUCAGCUCAGGUGGAGACGCCGUUCUACGAGCAGUGGUGGUUCCUCCUGGUGAUGGCGCUCUCCAGCCUGCUGGUCAUCCUGCUGGUGGUGUUCUCACUGCUGCUGCACGGCCAGAGCAAGAAGUACCGCAACUGCGGCGCAGGUAAGAGCAUCUCCAACAUGGAGGAGUCCGUGACCCUGGACAACGGGGGGUUUGCCGCCUUGGAGCUCAACAGCCGCCACCUCAACGUCAAGAACACCUUCUCGAAGAAGAACGGGACCAGGUCCCCGCCCCGGCCGAGCCCCGGCGGGCUGCACUACUCGGACGAGGACCUCUGCAACAAGUACAACGGCGCCGCGCUGACCGAGAGCGGGGCCCUCCAGGAGAAGCCGGGCGACGCCACGGAGUCCGAGGUCACCGACUCCGAGUCCGAGGACGCGCCGCCCCAGCACUCGUUCGUCAACCACUACCUGAGCGACCCCACCUACUACAACUCGUGGAAGCGGCGCGCGGGCGCGGCCCCGCACAGGUACGAGGCGGUGGCGGGGGCGGAGGCCGGGCCGGCCCCGCGCGCGGUCGUCACCACGCAGAGCGCCGUGUUCGCGCCCGCGGCCCGCGGCGCCCGGACUCCGCUCACCGGCUUCUCGUCCUUCGUGUGA
This is a messenger RNA of Odocoileus virginianus texanus, 7260 nucleotides long. Lineage: Eukaryota; Metazoa; Chordata; Mammalia; Artiodactyla; Cervidae. The record is from RefSeq and is a predicted model, not a curated record.